ACCGACACAAAAGUCAAAUUUCCAUCUCAAAACCAAUCACAAAAUUGUUACAUAUAUUUUGAUAAAUAUUUUGCUAUUGUCGCCGCGCCUAAAUUUAAAAAAAUACUUAGGUAGUUAGUUUCCUAAUUAUUAUAAUAAAUGCGUUGUAAUCAGUAGCAAUGCCUGCAGUAAUUUUAUUGGAUGUUUCACUGUCGAUGUCACGACCAGUUCCUACGACGGAUACUACAGAGAGCCACACUCGAUUUACAAUAGCUUCAGCGGCUAUUAACACAUUUCUGGACUACCUGUGCAUCCACGCUAAGCUGGAGUAUGUUGCCUUAGUUACUUUCUCUUCAGUAUACGAAGUUGCUGUACCUUUCACACGCGAAUAUGAUAAUAUAAAAGUUAAAUUGCCACAGUUAGAGGAGGGUGAUAAAACAUGUAUAGAAACUGCUCUGCAUGGAUUGAAUCAACUGAUCCUGAAUGAGUGGGGAUACCAAACUCCAGUUCAAAUCAUCCUGAUCACUGAUGGCAGUUGUGGAGUAGGUGCCAUUGGAAGGAAUCGUAUCAUUCAGGCUCUUCCGCUGCCACCCACUUACCCAGCGAAGAUACAUGUCCUGCCAGUAGUGGCACCACAUGAUACUUGCCUGCAACAUGCCAUGCCACUGUAUCAGAAGAUUGUGGACCUCGGUAGCAAUACAACAAACAAUUCCAGCACCAAUAUAAGCAGAGGCGCUAUCUAUUGUCCUGACCAACUUACUGUAUCGGGUGUAGUAGCAGCAAUGACACGUCUCUGCGAGCAGCAUUACCAGGAGUUCUGGUGCUCGCUCAAGUGUGGGCAGCUGGAGACGAGGGUGCAACUGUUCCCCGCGCCGCAGCCUGCCUCGCAUGAAGGCCUGGUAGCGAGUCACACUCUGUCCAACCAGCUGCAUGUUGUUGGAUUUCUACAGCAACAAGAUCUAGGUACACCAAUAGCAAUAAGCAAACAUUUAGUAAUACCGCAAGCGCAAAGCGGUAACAAUUCUUCAUCGCGCGAAAAUUACGGCUCCAAAACUCCAACUAAGGAAGGAAGUACUAGUACUGAAGGAACAUCAACAGAUGAAGAUAGUAAUAUGUCGGAUCCAAGCAAAGUACCCAACUUCUGUGUACUUCUUCAUGGAGCACUUAAGGUGGAAGGUAUGGCCGCGAUAGUCCAGCUAGGCUCCGACUGGUGGGGCACCAUAUCCGCCUGGUGCGAGGCGUCGCGCGCUCGUCGGUCUUGCUUAUUGCUGAGCAUCCUGAGACCCGGAGCCUCGGCCGCGCCUUGGCUCGGACCGUUGGACCAACUCGGUCCGGCUGAUGAGAGUGGAACAUCUACGGAGUCAUUCCCGGUGCGCUCGUGGCGGUCGUACAGCGGCGGCGGGUCGGGCUGCGCGUGGGCGCGGCCGCACGCUCUACUCGCCGACGUUCAGAAGGUGCUGCGCCAUGCGCGGAAGCUGCCCGACAAAACACAACAUCUGUACAAGGAACUGAAUCGUCUACGGCGAGCAGCCAUCUCCCUCGGUUUCUCCGAGCUGCUCACGUGCGUGGGCAGCGCGCUGGAGCGGGAGUGCAGCGUGCUGCCGGCGGCCGCGCCGCCCGAGUGCGCGCUGCAGCUCGCGCACGCCGCCGCCGCGCUCCGGGACCCGAGGACUGCCCUCGACAUCAAGCACACGUUACAGCCUCUUGCUACUAAUUUUACUGUUACUUCUAUGUCUCAUUAAUUAAAAAUAUAAUUUUAAAAUGUU
Maniola jurtina (meadow brown) is the source of this 1745-nucleotide messenger RNA. RefSeq names its product integrator complex subunit 14 (gene IntS14). The record is from RefSeq and is a predicted model, not a curated record. Bases 159 to 1721 code for a protein of 520 amino acids. Lineage: Eukaryota; Metazoa; Arthropoda; Insecta; Lepidoptera; Nymphalidae. Gene Ontology annotation, cellular component: integrator complex. The transcript has 10 exons. Gene Ontology annotation, biological process: snRNA 3'-end processing.